CAAAGAUCAAUUAUCAAUAUAUACAGUUCAAGUUGACCUUCAGGACAAUAUACAGAUUGUAGAAUGGAUUUAUGGUUCUGAAAAUGAAUACAACGUGUUGGAUGCUUGGAUAUUUUGCUUGUAUUCUGAUUCAUGCAUUGUGUAGUAAUGCGCAGCAAUCCAUGACGUCACAACCCAAUGCUGCGUUACAAAUGAUUCGUCAGCAUCUUCAACGUGAAUCAACAAUGAAAAUUACUCUUUUGAAGACCUUGAAAGUGGUACUCGGUGAUAUAAAAUUGUUAAAAGAAGAAAGAGAAAAGCACACAGCGUUGAUAAAUGCACUCAGGCAGGACGUAAAUGCUUUAAGAUCUAGUAUAAAGGGCCUCAGGGAUGUUAACAAUGAACAAAAUCUCCGCAUUCAUGCUCUGAAUGAGAAAUUAUUAUUACAGAAUGUUACAACGAUUGAUUUAUCAAAGUCAAAUGAAGACUUACAGGGAAAAAUUGUCUCUUUAUCGCAGGACAUUAUAAAUCAAAGACAAAACAUUCAAAGUUUACAAUCAUCGUCUUCAGCUAAUAGGAGAGAAAUUAACUCCAUUUCGAACACAGCGUCUCAGUUGGACAAGAAUGUGAAGUUUUUAGUGGAAGAAAACAUUGAACAAGAUAGAAAAGCAAAUACUUUUCAGGAAGUCAAUAAUCAACAGAAACGCAAAAUUCAGAAUCUGAAUGAAAAGUAUGUUUCACAAGAAAGAAAGAUAAAUGCAGUUAUUGCAGACAAAAAUAAGAUUAAUAGAAAUCUAAAGACUCUUAUUGAUGGAAAUGCGAAGAGGGACACUGAGAUCAGAACACUUGCGGAUGAGAAUUUUGAAAUAAAAAAGGAAAUAAAACAGAUAUCUCAAAGUAACUUAAAUCAGAAAAGAGAAGCAAGGGGACUCGAAAAUGAAAACAGUGCAAUAACUCGACAAAUUAAUACAUUAAUUGGAAAAAAUGAACAGCAGGACAAUGAAAUUGAAAAUUUGAAAGAGGAGAAUAGAGUUCAAAGUGGCGAUAUUAGAACAUUGACAGGAGAAUAUGUGGAACAAGGCAAAUUGAUUCAAACACUAAAGGACAAGAGUGAAGUGAUCAAUCAAGGAGAAGUGAGAAAGGAUCAGUCAGAUGGAACCCCAUACCAGGCCGUGAACGACGACAGGGACGAUUGGAAUCAACAGGGCGAUACAACGGAGGUGUCACCUGUGGCGUUAAAACUACAAAGGGAUAUAGAUUUCUUACAUCAAAAUGUCAGCAGUGUAAACGAGAAAAUUCUGUCUCUUGAAAACAGUCAGCGAUUUAUUCACUCAAAUCUACAUGAAAUACGAAUUGCCGAUAAACGUAAGACUAAGGGGGACGUGUAAGA
Messenger RNA from Saccostrea echinata, 1369 nucleotides. RefSeq lists its product as uncharacterized. The transcript has a single exon. Bases 72 to 1367 code for a protein of 431 amino acids. The record is from RefSeq and is a predicted model, not a curated record. NCBI's taxonomy places the organism in Eukaryota, Metazoa, Mollusca, Bivalvia, Ostreida, Ostreidae.